AUGGAGAAUGACAUCACAUCCGAAAAUAUAACUAGAUACGGCAAACACUUACAAGUUUCAGCCGGUACAGGAGACAGCACCAUAAAUAUGUCGCCUUUUAUCGUAUUACAGCUAAGUAUGCAGACGAGCAAGCAGGGCAGAGCCCCGCAGUCCCCUGUAGACAAGCUCCGACCUUACACUAGUUACAAUCUACAUCAGUCUGCACGUACAUCAUCGAAUGCUACCGAGCUGCUACGCUCAGCUACUGCAAUUCAUCUAAAUUAUCAGACUGUCGUCUUUGAAGACAAUAACAAUAAUGAAGUGUCUGUUGUUGUUUCAUUACAAUUGUAUUUAUUAAAAAAAUACGAGAUGAAACUCGGGCGGUCAGUGGCGGGCGCUGAGACACUGGUAGCCGUACUUGAUGAGGUAGUGCACGCGCGCGUCGCCGGCCAGCUCGGGCGGUCAGUGGCGGGCGCUGAGACACUGGUAGCCGUACUUGAUGAGGUAGUGCACGCGCGCGUCGCCGGCCAGCUCGGGCGGUCAGUGGCGGGCGCUGAGACACUGGUAGCCGUACUUGAUGAGGUAGUGCACGCGCGCGUCGCCGGCCAGCUCGGGCGGUCAGUGGCGGGCGCUGAGACACUGGUAGCCGUACUUGAUGAGGUAGUGCACGCGCGCGUCGCCGGCCAGCUCGGGCGGUCAGUGGCGGGCGCUGAGACACUGGUAGCCGUACUUGAUGAGGUAGUGCACGCGCGCGUCGCCGGCCAGCUCGGGCGGUCAGUGGCGGGCGCUGAGACACUGGUAGCCGUACUUGAUGAGGUAGUGCACGCGCGCGUCGCCGGCCAGCUCGGGCGGUCAGUGGCGGGCUGA
Messenger RNA from Spodoptera littoralis (African cotton leafworm), 846 nucleotides. Lineage: Eukaryota; Metazoa; Arthropoda; Insecta; Lepidoptera; Noctuidae. The record is from the annotation of a GenBank genome assembly.